UAUGUAUCACUGUUCUCACCGAAUGAUCACUUCUCAUCCACAUCUCUCUCUCUCUCUCUCUCUCUCUCUCUCUCUCUCUCUUUAUAUAUAUAUAACCAGUGGUUUUUGGAGUUCAAACUUGAAGGAGAUCGGUGACAGUAAGGGUUUGAAAUAAAGCUGAAGAGGAAUAAGCCAUCAAGAAGGCCGGUACCCAGUACAGGAGAUAAGAUAUAUGUACAGUAGUACUGGAGGAAAUUACAAGAGAGAGAGAGAGAGAGAGAGAGACUCUAUUAUUAAUGUUUCUUUAAUGGGUAUCUUCUGUUUUCACUUUUUUAUUAGCCAUCUGAUAAGGGUUUCAUUCAGAUCUUGAGGAUAGUACAGCUAUCCUCAGCCGCUGUGCCACCAAGAGAUUAAAAAGUUCAUCCAUGGCUCCUCAAUGAAUGUUUGAAAGUUUCUGUGCUCAUCAUCUACAAAUUAAUCUCAGUGAAUCUAGAGAGAGAGAGAGAGAGAGAGAGAGAGAAGAUGAAUGGUCUGAUCUUAGAUGACAGCAUCUCAAACUUGACGACUUCUGCAAUAUCAUCCAAUGAAGCAAGCGUAUCUUCACCAAGCCAACCACCGCCGGCAAAGAAGAAGAGGAAUCUCCCAGGCAAUCCCGACCCGGAUGCAGAAGUGGUGGCUUUGUCGCCCAGAACCCUAAUGGCGACAAACAGAUUUAUCUGUGAGAUCUGCAACAAAGGGUUUCAGAGGGACCAGAACCUGCAGCUCCACAGAAGAGGGCACAACCUGCCAUGGAAGCUGAAGCAAAGGGCGAACAAGGAAUUGGUGAAGAAGAAGGUGUACGUUUGCCCGGAGCCAAGCUGCGUUCACCAUGAACCUUCAAGGGCCCUGGGAGACCUCACUGGCAUCAAGAAACACUUCUCUAGGAAGCAUGGCGAGAAGAAAUGGAAGUGUGACAAGUGCUCCAAGAGAUACGCGGUUCAGUCUGACUGGAAAGCCCAUUCCAAAAUUUGUGGCACCAGGGAGUAUAAAUGUGAUUGUGGAACCCUCUUCUCCAGGAGGGACAGCUUCAUCACUCACAGAGCCUUCUGCGAUGCCUUAGCUGCUGAAGAGAGUUCUAGGCCAACCACAGCCAAUAACCCACUUCAACCAUCCUCCCAUUUCACCUUCCCACCAUUUCCCCUCAAAACAGAACAAGACCAGCUCCACCACCACUUCAACCCCAGACCAGCUCCACCACCAUGGCUGGCCACCCAACCAGCCGCCACAACCGGUGGUGGCUCAGCUACCCAUUUAUUCUCUCCAAGGUUAGACCUCCCAUUCAUCCCCCAUGAAAAUCCAAACCCUAGCCCUAGCCCUAGCCCUACUCCGCCACUUCCCCCAUUUCAGGCCACACCUUCCCCUCACAUGUCGGCCACAGCAUUGCUCCAAAAGGCAGCCCAAAUGGGCGUAACCAUCGCCAAACCUUGCCCAUCAUUGGCUGCUUCUACAGUUGCCUCUGGCAUUGGCUUUUCCUCAUCAAGUGAAGAGAUUAUGAUCGGCUCUUUGCCUCCUGGAAGCGGGUUUGAAGGGCCGUCCUUUGAGGAAGCUCUGGACGGAAUGUUGAAUCCCAAAUUGGAUGGUAAUUUUCAGCAAAUGCUCACAAAACAGGCGAUGAUGAAAACCCAUUUGAUCAGUGGAAGCACUGAAGGCGGCGGCGGCGACGAUGGCUUGACCAGAGACUUUCUGGGUCUUAGAGCGUUCUCCCAUGGCGGCUUGCCGAACAUGGCCGGGCUCGCUCGGAUAAGCUCAUCUCCUUCAUUUGAUCAGCGGAACCAAAAUCAAGCACCGUGGCAAGGUUAGCUUAAUUAAUUAAUUAUAUAUAUAUAUAUAUAUGAGUGAAGCGUCUCUAUCUUGUUCAUUAUUCUACAUUUGUUAUUCUGGACAGGAAGCCUAAGACCCUUUUUAUAAGUUACAUUACAACUUACGAGUGAACAUUGCCCUUCAAUUUCAUAGUUCAAUUAUCUGGUAUCA
This is a messenger RNA of Diospyros lotus (date-plum), 1989 nucleotides long. RefSeq names its product protein indeterminate-domain 11-like. The transcript has 4 exons. Gene Ontology annotation, cellular component: nucleus. The coding region runs from base 502 to 1818 and encodes 438 amino acids. The record is from RefSeq and is a predicted model, not a curated record. NCBI's taxonomy places the organism in Eukaryota, Viridiplantae, Streptophyta, Magnoliopsida, Ericales, Ebenaceae. Gene Ontology annotation, molecular function: DNA-binding transcription factor activity.